AGUCACUUCCGCAGUUUUAUCUGGUUUCGAUCUUUAAAUCCAUCAAGUAAGCUUUCAUAUUAGUGUUUGUCUCUGUUGAAGUUGAACUCGACCGAGAGACCUUGACAGAACCGCGAAUCGAAUAUGUGUGUAUAGAUUCACACGCGAAUCGAUUAAAGCAGAGCCAUGGCUGCACUGAGAAGAGUUUUCGGGAUUUUUCUUAAAAUUGCUUGUCUUCUGUUAUUGCUGGCUGGGGUUACAGGUCUGGCUGGUUCAUUCUUGCUGCACAAAUACAGAGUUUACAGUCUGUUCUUUAGCAGCUUUUAUAUAAUUCUCCCUGCACUGCUGGCUGUUAUCGGAGGAGUCGUUCUCCUUAUCAGCGGAUGCUUUGGCUGUCUGGUGUCCAACAAAAAACCUUCAUGUCUACACGGAUUGUUUGUGUAUAUUCUCAUUAUUGUGUUUUGCAUUGUGGGUACUACUGCUGCAUUGGCUUACUCUCAUAAAAGGAAGCUUGAUGUGGACUUGGCUCCGCUUAAAGAUGUGUUUCAGAACUACAGUGGUAAUAGCCAAGAUCCUGAUACUAAAGCAGUGGAUGCCCUUCAGCGUGAGUUGCGGUGUUGUGGUGUUAACAACUACACGGACUGGUUGGAAACACCCUGGUUUAAUCACAGUAGUAAAGACGAAGUUCCUCUGAGCUGCUGCAACAAAACCUUUCACUACUGCAAUGGGACAUUACACUUCCCGGGGCUUAUCAAUAAUGAGGGCUGUCAAGUUAAACUUGAGAAGAAGUUACUACUUGUGGUGGACAGCAUUAUGAUAACUUCUUUAGUGGUUUUCUUUGUAAUGGUAAUGUCUUGGAUUGCAGUGGCACAGCUAAUGAGACAUCAACCCCCACAAGAGUAUCGAAUCCUGGACAAAGAAUAAAAGCCACUGAUGGAAUUUA
Molecule: messenger RNA, 922 nt
Organism: Megalobrama amblycephala (Wuchang bream)
Lineage: Eukaryota; Metazoa; Chordata; Actinopteri; Cypriniformes; Xenocyprididae
Gene: tspan37
Product: tetraspanin 37
Exons: 7
Coding region: 166-903 (245 amino acids)
Cellular component (GO): membrane
Source: RefSeq, a predicted model, not a curated record